Messenger RNA from Pipra filicauda (Wire-tailed manakin), 3190 nucleotides. It is a transcript of the gene DYNC1I1, whose product is annotated as dynein cytoplasmic 1 intermediate chain 1. Lineage: Eukaryota; Metazoa; Chordata; Aves; Passeriformes; Pipridae. The record is from RefSeq and is a predicted model, not a curated record. The coding region runs from base 395 to 2332 and encodes 645 amino acids. Gene Ontology annotation, molecular function: dynein heavy chain binding; dynein light chain binding. Gene Ontology annotation, cellular component: cytoplasmic dynein complex. The transcript has 17 exons. Gene Ontology annotation, biological process: transport along microtubule.
GCCACCUGCCCCGGCCCCUCCGCAGCCCCGCCCCGGUCCCGCCGGAGGCGGCGGGGGUGUCGCUGCCGGGGGCGCGCGGGUGGAGGAGGAGGAGGAGGAGGCGGGAGGAGGAAGGCGGCAGCAGCAGCUCUCGGGAGGAGCCUGUCCAGCGUGAGACAGCACAUUCAGCCGGCGGCGGCGGUCCUGCCGCAGCGGCGGGCGGCGCGGCUUAGCACGGCUCGGCUCGGCACGGCUCUAGCUUAGCACGGCUCGGCUCAGCACGGCGCAGCUGCCGGUCUCGGCCAUUCAGUCAGCGAGGCAUCACUCCCCUCUCCCGGCGGCGAGGGCUCAGUGAGGGCUGCGCAGCGCCGGGAGCCCUUCCACAUCUCCCGGGCGCCGGCGGAGCAGAGUCAAAAUGUCAGACAAAAGUGAUUUAAAAGCAGAACUUGAGCGCAAAAAGCAACGUUUGGCUCAGAUAAGAGAAGAAAAGAAACGGAAGGAGGAAGAACGGAAGAAGAAAGAGGCUGAUCUACAGCAAAAGAAGGAGCCAGCUCAGGAAGAUUCUGACCUAGACCGUAAAAGAAGAGAGACAGAAGCUUUGUUACAGAGCAUUGGUAUAUCUCCAGAACCACCUCUAGUGCAGUCGCUGCAUGUGUUAACAUGGGAUACCUGUUAUUUUCAUUAUUUAGUCCCAACCCCUAUGUCUCCCUCUUCGAAAUCAGUGAGCACACCCAGUGACGCAGGCAGCCAGGACUCAGGGGAUCUGGGACCCAUAGGAAGGACCUUGCAAUGGGACACAGACCCCUCAGUGCUGCAACUCCAGUCUGACUCUGAACUUGGACGCAGACUGCACAAACUAGGGGUGUCAAAGAUUACCCAGGUUGAUUUCUUACCUCGGGAGGUGGUAUCAUACUCCAAGGAGACACAGACACCUCUUGCCACACAUCAAUCUGAAGAGGAUGAAGAUGACGAAGAGAUGGUGGAGCCAAAAGCACAGGAUGACUUGGAGAUGGAAAGUCAGGACCAGAAGCAGGAAGUGAAAGAAGCUCCUCCUAGAGAACUGACAGAAGAAGAGAAACAACAAGUUCUCCAUUCAGAAGAAUUCCUGAUAUUUUUUGAUCGGACAAUACGUGUAAUUGAGCGAGCUUUGGCUGAAGAUUCAGACAUCUUCUUUGACUAUAGCGGCAGAGAUGUAGAAGAAAAAGAUGGAGAUGUUCAAGCAGGAGCCAAUCUUUCCUUCAACCGACAAUUUUAUGAUGAGCACUGGUCAAAGCAUCGUGUUGUCACCUGUAUGGAUUGGUCUCUUCAGUACCCUGAGUUGAUGGUUGCAUCUUACAACAAUAAUGAAGAUGCUCCACAUGAGCCUGAUGGGGUAGCCUUAGUAUGGAACAUGAAGUUCAAGAAAACCACACCAGAAUAUGUGUUCCAUUGUCAGUCCUCUGUGAUGUCAGUCUGUUUUGCCCGCUUUCACCCAAACCUUGUCGUCGGUGGAACAUAUUCUGGCCAAAUUGUCUUGUGGGAUAAUCGCAGUCACAGGCGCACUCCAGUUCAGAGAACUCCCUUAUCUGCUGCUGCUCACACGCAUCCUGUGUAUUGUGUGAAUGUAGUUGGGACACAGAAUGCGCACAAUCUCAUUACCGUCUCUACGGAUGGCAAAAUGUGCUCCUGGAGCCUGGACAUGCUCUCAACUCCACAGGAGAGCAUGGAGCUUGUGUACAAUAAGUCCAAACCAGUGGCGGUUACAGGAAUGGCUUUUCCAACUGGAGAUGUCAAUAAUUUUGUCGUUGGCAGUGAAGAGGGAACAGUCUACACAGCUUGUCGUCAUGGAAGUAAAGCUGGCAUUGGUGAAAUUUUUGAAGGCCAUCAAGGACCUGUCACAGGAAUCAAUUGUCACAUGGCAGUGGGUCCAAUUGACUUUUCUCAUCUCUUUGUCACAUCAUCAUUUGACUGGACAGUCAAAUUGUGGACCACAAAGCACAACAAGCCGCUCUACUCCUUUGAAGACAAUGCCGACUAUGUCUACGAUGUCAUGUGGUCGCCAGUGCAUCCCGCGCUCUUCGCCUGCGUGGACGGGAUGGGGCGCCUGGAUCUGUGGAACCUGAAUAACGACACCGAGGUUCCCACAGCCAGCGUCACCAUAGAAGGAGCCUCUGCCCUCAACCGUGUCCGCUGGGCCCAGGCUGGGAAGGAGGUAGCAGUUGGUGAUUCAGAAGGCCACAUAUGGAUCUAUGAUGUUGGAGAGCUGGCUGUUCCACACAACGACGAGUGGACCCGCUUUGCUCGGACCUUGGUGGAAAUCCGUGCCAACCGAGCAGACAGCGAAGAGGAAGGGGCAGUGGAGCUGUCGGCCUAGAGGAAGAGGAGCUGCAGCGCCUGCCACCGCCAGAACAGCAGCUUUCACCCGCUGAGUACGCCGGUGUUCAGUGUCAGAGUCUGUCUUGCUGUGGCUUUUGAUGCCAGUGUACAUGCCAGUAUUGCUCAAAGCAUUCUAUAUUAAUCACACUGCUUUACACAAGGCUGAAAAUAUCCAGAGCAUUUUCAUACUUUAUAUUUCUGUCUGAAAAGUAAGAAAGAAAAGACAAAUCAACCCUUUAUGGGUUUAGUUGUUGCCUUUUAACUACUUAGUAGCUGUAUUUAAUAGCUAGGAACCCCUGGUUAAACUUGUGCUCACAUUGCCCUUCUGGCAUAGUCCUAUUAAAUCCAUAUGAAGCCAGAUAUGAUUAUGUGCAGAUGUGGUGUGCUUCACUGUAUGGGACUGGGCCAAAGACUUUAGAUGUGGUGUUUCACAUGGUGACUUACAUUAUGAAUGGAUGUACUAUACGAAAGUUGCUGCUCCUUAUUUAUUGCGGUGUGCUGCAUGGAACAUAUUUAUUUGAAAGCAUUAAAAUAAACGAUCCUAAAGCAUGUGCAUAAUGAGAGAACUGCAUUGUCUGUGUGCUGCUGUAGAGGUUACAUUAAAGUCCACGUAACAAUUACAGUACAUCAGUUGUGCUUAAGAUAUAAGAUCUAUAAAGGUUGGCUUGAGUGGAUGGAAUGAGUUUCCUUUCCUUUUUUUUUUAAGAUGCCUAUUAUUUCUAGGCACUUUAACUAUAUUUCAGAAAGAGUUGGUCACUGAUACUUGUCAUGCAAGUUAACACUAACAGUCUGACUAAGGGUUGUGGUUCCUGAGUAUGACACUAGUAUUUGCCAAUAAAAUGUAUCAGGCCUGUUC